Bactrocera neohumeralis is the source of this 8278-nucleotide messenger RNA. RefSeq names its product anoctamin-1. The coding region runs from base 940 to 4167 and encodes 1075 amino acids. The transcript is spliced from 14 exons. Gene Ontology annotation, cellular component: plasma membrane. Gene Ontology annotation, biological process: chloride transmembrane transport. Gene Ontology annotation, molecular function: chloride channel activity; protein dimerization activity. The record is from RefSeq and is a predicted model, not a curated record. Lineage: Eukaryota; Metazoa; Arthropoda; Insecta; Diptera; Tephritidae.
ACGCGUACGUUUGGCAAGUUUCGAGCGUUGUUGCUAGCGGAUUGUUUGCGCUUUUGCCAUUUGCCGGUCUCACGUGCGGGCAACGGACAACCGUACGCUGGUCUAUAUGACUGUAGUGUGUAUAGUGUGUAAUAUACUUAUAUACUGGAAUAACAAAACCAAAAAGAAUUAAUCCGGCACAUGUUCAAUUUAGUUAAUGAUGCCAUUCUCAAAAUUUGAAAGAAAUAAAUAUUAAUGUGUAGCACUCGUGUGGCGUAAAGCGUAUUCAAUAUUCGUUAGAGUGAUAAAUUAUAAUAAUAUUUGGCAUAUGGGGCACAACCACUUGAUGCUGCAGCGCCUCACAAAUCAAUGCGCCUCCUCAGCGUUAACAAGUGUUUACAAUUAGCUCAGCGUGCCAAUUUUUACUGUGUUUUUUUUUGUUUUUGUGAAUCAUCCAUAAAAAUAUACAUACAAAUUUAUAUAAACCGUUGUGCGCUUAAUGCGACUUCCGUUGAUUGUGUUUUCAGUGAAUUAGACUUUGCCGUUGAUGAUGAUGGUUAUAUGGGUGGUGAUGAUACCCACAAUGAUGAACAAUGUGUUGCUCUUGAAAAUGACAAAGUAUCUGCAGCUGUGAUGGUGCUAUUGUGACGGACAAUCAAUUUGGUGGCGCGAGUGUGACUAUGAAUGUCAUGUAAACGAGUAAACGCGUAUGAAUGUAAUCAUAUUUCCUAUAGAAAUUUCAUAGAAAUUUAAAAAAAGUUUUACAAAAGUGCAACAUAAAAAACAGAAAAACACAACAUAAUUACAAAUUGAAACUGGAGGCAUUGUUUCCAUGCUUCUAUCUUCAUUUUCGGCUUAUUGGUUUAACAACAGCACUGCGAUUGUGCCGAAUUACGUGUUGACGUAGUGCGUAUAAACUGGCCUGGAAAGCAACUCGACCUCAACAACAAAGCAACAAAAAUGUAUUCGGCGGUGCGCACAAACGAUUUCGUUGAAUAUCCCGAAUCGGAGAUGGACGACCUGGAGAGCCUCUACUUCGAUACAAUCUCGCUGGCAGAUUCUGAGGCGGCAGCCGCCGUCGCUGCCGCACACCGUAAAUCACUCUCCCAAUCACGCAACACCAUCUACCACUCGGCGGUGGACCUAGCCGGCGAAGAUACACCAUCAAAGCGCCGCAGUUUGCGCUCAGAAAACGGCAGCAGCCGCAGCAAUGCAUCAGUGGCGGCUGCGGCAGCGGCGGCGGCGGCAAUGAACAAUCCGAACAGCCGUUUGCCAUAUAAUCUGAAUUAUCGCCACUCAUCCGCUUUGGAGCACUACAACAAUAGCGCGAGCAAUGCAAAUGGCAACAAUGGACCUGGCCUGGGUGCUGGCGACCAAGCGGAUGCGGCUAUUGCGGCCCAAGUCAUGGCGAUGCACAACGGACGCACGCAUGCGUACGGCAACAGCAUCGGCCAUAGCAACAGCGCCGGCGGUAAAAGCAACAGCACGCCGCAGCUGAAUGCCGAUGAGGUCUCUAAGCGUCUCUUACAAAGUAGUACAAAUACUAGUAAAGAUAAGAAAUUGCCAAUUACGUACUCCCAGUGGAAAUUUAGGACACGUCGACGCUUCCAAGAUGGCAAACGCAGUGUGGAUUUCGUCUUGGCCUAUAUCGGCGAUGAUGAUUAUAUACCCGAAAAUAGACGAAAACGCGAAAUAUUCGAAACGAAUCUAAUCAAAGAGGGUCUGCAUUUGGAGCAUGACAAUACGCAGCGCAUACAUUUCAUCAAAAUUCAUGCGCCACUCGAGGUGCUCUGCCGUUAUGCGGAAAUACUGAAGAUCAAAUUGCCAAUGAAGAAGAUACCGGGGCAGGAGCUUAUAGAGGAAGAUGAUUUUCGUAUCAAAUAUUUUCUUACCACCACCUGCAGCCGCAUCUUUAGUUGGUUAAGAGUCAGUGCGGAGCGUCCAUAUCGCAUACACUUUGAGUUCUCCCGCAAUUAUGAGCAUUUAUUCGACUGGGAGCAACCGAAUUUCUUCGAUGCUGGCGUACGCAACUCGAUCAUCAGCUUCAUAUUGGAGCGUCAGCAUUUCGUCGAGGGCGAGGAGACACCUGAUAAUUUGGGUAUUGAGAAGUUAUUGGAGGACCGUGUCUAUCACAGCGCAUACCCACUGCAUGAUGAUACGGAUCGUGACUUCCUGCUGCAAGAAUGGGCCACACUCAGCAAGUGGAUACACCUGCAACCAUUGGACAGCAUAAAAGAGUAUUUUGGUGCGAAAGUUGCCUUAUAUUUUGCCUGGUUGGGUUUCUACACACACAUGUUGAUACCUGUCAGUGUAUUGGGCAUAUUAUGUUUCAUUUAUGGAUUUGUAACGUGGAGCAGUGAUCCCAUAAGUCGCCAAAUUUGCAACGAUAACCAAACGACACUCAUGUGCCCACAAUGCGAUCGCAAUUGUGACUACUGGCUCUUGGAGAAGACUUGUAACUCAUCGAAAAUGAAUUAUCUGAUAGAUAAUAAUAUAACGGUGGUGUUUGCCUCCAUAAUGGCGCUUUGGGCUGUAGUCUAUCUGGAGCUCUGGAAGCGCUAUUCUGCCACUUUAGUGCACCGUUGGGGUUUGACCACCUUCUCAAAGCACGUUGAACAUCCGCGUCCGCAAUAUUUAUCAAAACUGCAAAAGCACAAAGAUAUCACAGAGCGUUGGAAGAAAAGCAAUAAUAUACUGGAACCCGAUGUGCCAUUUUGGCGCAUAAAAUUCCUGCCCAGCUUCACCAGCUACAGCAUUAUGGUCUUAUUUAUCUGCGUCUCACUCAUCGCCAUCUUCUCCAUGAUAGUCUAUCGCAUGGCACAGAAAGCAUCGCACAGCAUUUUGGGCAGUGAUAAUUCGAUGACCUACAAAAUAAUGGUGCUUCCCAUGACCGCGGGUAUCAUCGAUCUAAUCGUUAUCUCCAUGCUCGAUUAUGUCUACACUUCGCUGGCCGUUUAUCUCACGAAUAUGGAAUAUUGUCGCACCCAAACGCAAUAUGAUGAAAGUCUGACAGUCAAAAAUUAUAUCUUUCAAUUUGUCAACUACUAUUCGUCGCUGUUUUACAUCGCCUUCAUGAAGGGCAAAUUCGUUGGGUACCCUGCCAAAUAUAAUCGCAUCUUGGGCUUCCGACAGGAAGAAUGCAAUCCCGGCGGCUGUUUGAUGGAGCUUUGCAUGCAGUUGGUGAUCAUUAUGGUCGGCAAGCAGGCGGUCAAUGCCAUCGUUGAGAUGCUUUUUCCAUAUAUCAUGCGUUGCAUACGCAAGCUCUCUGCGCGCAUGGGCAUGCGUAAAGUCGAGAGCGAAGAGAAACUGAUAUCGUGCAAUCAGUGGACUGAAGACUAUCACCUAGAACCAUCGAAUACGAACUCACUAUUCUCGGAGUAUUUGGAAAUGGUGCUGCAGUUUGGCUUCAUCACACUCUUCGGCUUGGCCUUCCCGUUAGCGCCGCUGUUAGCCUUAAUUAAUAACGUCAUAGAAGUGCGUUUAGAUGCCAUAAAAAUGCUUAAGCUCAUAAGACGUCCGGUGGCGCAGCGCGCCAGCAAUAUUGGCGUGUGGUACAACAUGAUGGCGAUCGUGGCGCGCAUAGCCGUUGCUUCAAGCGCUAUGAUCAUUGCAUUUUCCACAAAUCUCAUACCGAAACUGGUCUACACAACUGCCACAAAUGACGCAUCCUUAGAGGGUUAUUUGAAUUUUACGCUGGCCUACUUCAACACAGAGGACUUCCAGGUACAACCAGUGCUGCGGGGGAGCAUCUAUGAGAAUGUAACCUCCUGUCGUUAUACUGAAUUCCGCAAUUCUCCUUGGGAUGAACAACCAUAUAAGCGUCCUACAUAUUAUUGGAAAAUUCUAACAGGACGUCUGGCGUUUAUCGUAGUGUUUCAGAACGUCAUCGGCAUGAUACAAGGCAUAAUCGCCUGGGCAAUCGCCGAUGAGCCGAGCAAGCUGCGCAAGCGCAUCGAACGCGAAGGCUUCCUGCUGCGCGAACAUAUUAUCGAGUAUGAAAAGAAAACGGCGGCAGAAAAGGCAGCAGCGCGUCGUGCCAUAGACGAAGCGCAAUACGAAGACGAGAAAUUGGAUUACUACGCGAACAACAAGGAGACGACGACGACAACACAGCCGCAGACAGUGCAACGCGAUUAUGGCGACAAUGAUAAUGUCGUUUAUAGAAAUGAGCGCACAACGCCGCUGUAGAACAACGAUUUGCUAACUGUAAUAUACGCUAUAAAUAGUUUUACUUUGUAAGCCAAUGGCGAACGAAAUGCUUCUGCAUACCUGCUUUAUACAUUGUAUACGGUAUAAUAUGGGUUAUGUAACGGCUAUAAUUAACAUAUGUAGAGGUGAUUGCGCAAGCACAAGAGCAAAAACAAAAGCAAAAGUAAAAAGUAGUUAGAAAAUAUGUUUGUAGGUGGUUUGUAGAUUUUUUAAUAUAAUUUUAUUUUUUCUAAACUCAUUUCGAAUAUUUCUAGACUGCAUUAAGAAUGCCGCACACACACAUACAUGUUUACUCAUUUAAGCAUGUGUGUGUGUGUGUAUUUGUUGAAUUGAAAUAACGAUAUUGUUAGGUACUUAAAGUGUUUUAAGCUGCGACAUCACCGUUGUUGUGCAUGUAACUGUUAUCUAUGUAAAUAUAAAAUUAAAUUUUUAGUAAAUGCUGCUAAUUAGCAAACAAAAACAAAAACAAACCAGUGAAAUAGUAACAAAAAACUGCUCAAGAAAUAUUCAUAAAUUUUUCAUAGUAAUUUGUAAUAUUCAAGGAAAAAUUACAUACACACACAUAUACAUAUGUAUGUAUGCAAGUAGGCUAUAAAAGGCAGCUAUUGCAUAGCAAAAGCAAUAAAAAAUUUAAUUUUAAAGCAAAACCUGAACGCAUACAUCAAAACAUUUGUUAAUUAAUUGUAAUAUGGAAAAAUUGAUUUCUUUUUUAACUGAUUCGUUGCAUUUUCAGCCACAUUUGCCUUAAAGUACGUGCAUAAAUGUAAAAAUUUAUAUAAAUAUUUCAUAUGUUUAUAAAGCAAACAGUUUGUAAUUGAGUCAAAACGCGCCACAGGUACACACGUACACACGUACACGAAUAUAUAAAUAUUUAUAUGUUUAUACCAGCAGAUGUGUGUCCAUUUUUCGUAGCAAUAGUACUGAGUAAUAGCUAAAAAGCAUUAAUAAAUCACAAUUUGAAUAGAUUAACACAUUUUAAUACAAAAUGCUAUUUUAAAUUAGUAGACAAUUAAAUACUAAAAAUAGUAGCAGUUUUUAACGAAAUUAAUUAAACGCCAGCCAAGCAAAUAAAUUAUAAAAAAAUAAUAAUAAUAAAUAUUAAUAAAAAUCAUUACAUAUUUACAUUUAUACUCACUCAAGCUGUAAGCAAGCAGUCACAAAUGAUUAUGUGUGCAUUAGAGUGCGUCAAAAAAAAUUUAACUAUUUGGUUAAACACAUACAUUUAUACUCACUCAAGCUCAAAGCAACCAGUCACAAAUAUUUUACAUAUGCAUUAGGGAGCGUCAAAAAAAAAGUAUUUUGAAUUUAUGGCUUAAAACUAACAUACAUAUUUAUAUACAGAGGAAAAAUAUCCGUGUAGGGCAGGUUUUUUUUUUAGCUUACUGGUGUAUUCUAGUCCAAUGCCGCGAAUUUCGAGCGAUUUGGCAUUUAAUAAAAAAGCAUUUAAUAUUUUUACUAUCAGUUUUUCUUAAAAUGACAAAAAAACAUUUGAUAUUUUGCCAUCAAUUUUUUCAUCAUUUGUUUAUUUAUAUUUGAAGAGUACAGAAAAUUGAGUUAAAAAAUAAAGUUUCAUUGAUACUUUGAGUUAUGCGUCUUGGCAGUAAAGGGGGGAAAAGAGGCCACGUUUUCGUCGCCAUGACAUCUCCGCUUGUGGUUAUCUGGAAAAUAAAACAAUGACGGAUUCUUGUUUAUACGAAUAACGCUAUAUCAAGAAGCUGCGAAAUUGAAAAAAAAAAUGUUUCGUAAAAUGGCGCCUAUUCAAAAAUAAAGGUAGAAUUUUUCACUUAUUUUUAAACUUUGCCAAUUUUUUUUUUAAAUAUUACAAAUUUAGAUUCUUCAUUUUUUGUUCACUAAUUUUACUAGUUUUACUAAUUUUUUAAUUCUAUCGAAUUUUUCUUAAAAUAUUACAAAUUAAAAUUUUUCAUUUUUUGAUUGAGAGAGAUUUGAGAAAAAUAUUUUACCAAUAUUCAUUUCGAAUAAGUUGACUAAUUAGAACUUGAGAUAUUGUGGCAACCGCAUACACGCCCUUCUCGAAAAAAAGUAGUUUCGAGAAAAACGCGUUAAAAGUUUUAUGUUUAGCAGAACCGGUCCAGUUGCCACGACACUAAAACCGCUGCAACUUCAGAAAUAAUUUGAGUUUUGAAAAAUCCUUUUAGGAAAAUAUUUUUAAUAAUCGACAGUUCGAUCCGUGGAAAAAUAAAUUUCCGAUUUCUUCAAAUUUCUAGUCUAGAAUAGCCCCUUAAUUUUAAAAGGUGUCGUAAGUUUGCCGAAAAUGCCUUUUUGAACCGUUUAAGAUCAAAUUUUUUACAUCGCGUAUUAUUGUAGAGCUUAAAAUUUCCUCUCCAUCCACCUCUGUAGAAUUUUUUCAAAAAGAAAAAUAAAUUUAAAAAACAUCGUUAAAAUUUCGAAAAAAUUCGAAAAAAAUCUAGCACAAAGUUCAUGAAAACAAAAUCACGUUAACGAAAACCAAAGUUGACAUGAUUUGUUCAAAAGAUAUCAGUUAUUUUAUCACAAAAAGUUCCGAUAGAAUUUUUGAGCUACUAGAGUUAUCACCGGAAUUUUUAAAUACUGAGCCGGAACAUUUCACAAAAGAGAACAAAUAUAUGUAUGUAUGUAUAUGAACUUAUGGUAUAUUUAUUUUUUUCUUUCGGUAUUUCAGAACUAUUUUAUUACAUCCUAGGGUUCUUUUUAAAUAUAAACAUUUUAAGCAAAAAAAAAAAAAUAAACACUAAAAUUGCAUUUUUGGAAUUUUUCAAUUUUGAAAAAAGUUUUAUGACACUUUUCUGUUUUUUUUUCUUUUUUAAUAAAAAAAAAACCAUAUGAAGAACAUUUUGAAAAAUUUUUUUGACACUUUUAUUUUUAUUUAGUUUUUAUUUUUAUUCUUUUUUAAUUUGUAUUUUUUUUUUAUUUUAAAAUUUUGGUUUUAAUUUUUUUUAAUAAAUAUUUUUUUACAUAUUUUGAUCUUUUUUAUGACACUUUUUUGUUUCUUUUUUUGUUUUUUUUUUCUUUUUUAAUAAAAAAAAAUCAUAUGAAGAACAUUUUUUUCAUAUUUUGAAUUUUUAAAAAUUUUUUGACACUUUUUAAUUCUUUUUAAUAAAUAUUUUUAAAUAUUUUUUGCAUAUUUUGAAUUUUUCAAUUUAAAAUUUUGUCGAAUUUGUUUUUGUUUUUAAUAUAAAAACUCAUCCGAAGUACAUUUUUUUUACCAAAUUGCAUACUCUACACGAAUCCGCAAUAUAGAAAACUGUAUUCUAAACGUUUCAAAAGAUAUGGCAUUAUUAAAGAAAACUAAAUUUUUUACUUUUUUUUUUAUAAAAAUAUGAGAAACUUCGAAUGUUCAUCGCCACCUUUGAAAAUUCAACUUAAAAUCCUGCCUUGCAGGGAUAUUUUUUCCUCUAUAUGUAUGUAUGUAUAUAAGUAUAUACAUAUGUAAAUUCCAUAAUUUUUUGUUUGAAUACCCUAAUAUACAUACAUACAAACAACUCGUGUACCUAUCAAAUUGCACUUCUCUUUCAAUGUUAACAAAACUAACCUAUUCACAUACAACUACAACUACAACACUAAGAGCAUUAUUUACCAGAUUCUAUCUAUAUAUUAUAUAUCUGUACACAUACAUAUUCACGCAUAUAUGUAUGUGUGCAUACUCGUUAUGUAAUUAUGCUAUUAUGAAAUAUGUACUGUUAAAUGUCUGAAAAUUAUUUACGAACUUUUGUAUAUUUUAUAUGAGAUUUUAUUAUUAUGUGUGGAAAGCGUAAAUAUGUUCUAAAUAUAUACAUAUAUACAUACAUUAUGGAUUAUAUAUGUACAUACCUAUGUUUCUAUUUACACAACACAUUUUCCUAUACUCAUAUGUACAUAUGUACGCAUGUAAAUAAACACACAAACAAGUGAUUGAAUGCAUUUGCAUUAUUCGCCGAUAUUCUUUAAGUGGCAACACAUAUUAAACGCAAGUAAUACAAUCCAAACAGUACCUUAUAUGUACAAUACAUAAUGUACAUGUACAUAUGUCUAUACAUACAUGUAUGUAUGCAAGUACAUAUAAAUAAAUGAAAAUAAACUAAUACGAAAUAGCACUUGGAAGCGUUCGAAAGCG